Vitrella brassicaformis is the source of this 2953-nucleotide messenger RNA. NCBI's taxonomy places the organism in Eukaryota, Vitrellaceae. The record is from the annotation of a GenBank genome assembly.
GUUCUUUUUCCUGCCUGUGACUAUUGACUCAUGGAACCUGACCUUCUGCAGCCCCCUCCCCCUUGUGCUGCUGAUUUGAUUGGAUAAAUUGUAGGUACCCGUGAGAGCAGAUACUAUAUGGACACAGACACUGAUGCCCAGGGACAUAACGCCACGUUGGCAUGCAGCCAUAUAGACAUGGAGCGGCAUAGAGUCUUUCGUUCACCCACAACCGCAUGCGCGUCGAGAGCAGACAAAUACAGAAAGGCUGACAGAGCAUGCAUCGAGUAUAGUACUGAUACGUCAAGAGCUAAGAGGGAAAGACACGGAUAAAUGAUGGAUGGCUAACUCCAGCAGAGCCAAAGGGCUCGUCCUUCCGGGUGUUUCACAAGCCAGCCGCUGGUGCUGUGUUUGCUGUGCUGUAUCUGCUUGGAGCAAGGCAAGUACUUCAGGCGCAGGUAUGCCUCGGUAAUCCUGCCUCCUUUCCUUCCUUCGCUGAGGGACCGGACAAGCGCAUCCACUUCGCCAGGCUCACGAGGGGCGAUGGUGUUCGUCGCUUCAUGAGGCAGCGAAGCGAGACGUGGAGCGACAUGUCUGUUCCAGACCGCAGUCCACUGCCCCCCAAACCCCCCAGCAUGCCAUUGUAUUUCUCUGAUGCCCUCCUUCGCUCCACGUGUGGAAUGAGACCCUCCAGCUACACUCGACAAAUCAUCACAGAAUCGUUGAUUGAAAAUGUCGACGGCGAAAACACCGGUGCACACAACGGUGACUGCCCCCCCGGGCUUCGUGUGUGCAGCAAGGUAUCUCCGGUCCCACAAGGUAGGGUGGUGAGCAGCCUCAAAGAAAUCGGGAGCGUGCAAUUGCAUCGCUUCGUCUGAGUCGACACGAGUCCCGUUGCCCAGAAUCUCUCCAUAUACAUGCCGAUUGUCGAGAAUGAUCGACCAGUACGGCUGCUUCCUGAAUUCCUUGCAGACGCACAUCUCGUCUCCGAGAUCUGACGGCCGCUUAUCAGAGCUGCACCUUUUGAAGGCACUCUCUACAGAGCGAAAGGCUUCACUUCUGAUAAGGGCGCUCUUGAUCCAGCACCGCACCCUCCAUAGGCCCCGGCGUUGGCGAGUGGCCAGCUUAUAGUAGUCCUUCUCAGGGACGAACUCUUUCACGCUGAGAAGAAAAUUGCUGGGCAUCACCGGAUCGUCCGGGGCUUCAGCGAAGGGAAUCACUGCAGUAAGGUUGUCUUGGACAAGUUGCUGGAUCACGUCUGGGCGCUGCACGAUGUACGUGCUGUCAAGAAGGAAGACGUGCAUCGCGUUGCUCUUAUGAGCGAUCUGGAAUGCGUGCGAUUGGGCCUCAGUAACCUUCUUGUCCUUCGUCUCCUCAAUCACGUCUGCAAAUCGUGCAGUGAACCCCUUAUCAAGCUCCAGCCGGCACUUCGGGUCACGCCAGAUGAACAAGAUGGUCUUUUUGUAGUCCAGCUUCAUCUCCUCUAGUCCCCGGACAAAGUCGUCAAUAAAGGGUGAGUCUUUGCAGAGGACUGCGAGAACCAUCAGGGGCUGGACAUAGGGAGAAGACUCGUCUCGGGUGUGCCACUUGGACCCUUCUUCUUUCGACCAUGCCCCAGCCUCAUAGUUGCUGAGAUGGAAAACCAGUUCCUUGCCGCUCCCGGAGUUGCCGUGGACCAUCGCUGCGGCAGGCAGGCCAUCUCGACGCGUAAAGGUCAGGCCCUCCACGGUCCCUCUGCCAUCAUCGGAGUCAUACAAGGCGGGACUCAGCUGCCACUCCCACUCCUUGAGUUGCUGUAGUCCUUGAAACAAGUAGCGAUCGUAGUCGAGGUGUAUCUGGACGCCGUGGCCUAUGUCGUCGUUCAGAUAGCGGAGAGUGUAGUACAGCUGAUCGUCAGCGUCCUCUUUCGCGCCUUCGUCUGUCCAACGCUGGAGAGCCAAACUCAGGGCACUGGCACGGCCUACAUACUGCCCUGAACAUAGGUAUCUGUAUUGGUCUUCGUAGUUGAAGGAUUCUCUGUUGCGAGCCGGCCGCGGAUACCGCUCUCCCAGACUGAUCCAUAAGCACACAGGCAUCAAACGCUUUCGAAACUGUAUAUUCCCACGCAUCCAUGUCGCAGACCUUGGAUCGGGCCACGGGUGGCGGUCGCUCGCAAAUACGAUGGUUUUAUUAUCGGGUAGCAUUGUCCUUACUCGGCGAAGGAGUUCUUCACGAGGAACGCGCACAAGUGUGUCGUGUCCGUCAGUGAACAUGACUAACCUAUAGGACGACGCAACAAACAAUGUGGCUCUGUCAAGUGAUAUAUGGUUCGCCUGACAAGUUUGGUUCCUGUUGAGCGAGCCAGGCCUUAAGGGUAGUCAACUUCUGAGGGGACAAAAGCACUUGUUCUGCAUCCAUGCUUUUUCGAACAAGGACAGUGUAUGUUGUUUCGACAAACCGUGCCAAAUCCACCCCAUUCUUCCUCUAAGCCGAGGGCCACAAACGGCACGUCGAAGUACUCCGCGGACCGCUUCAAGGAUUGGUACCCCUCGACGUGUCCGUCACUUACAACAGUUAUGAGGACGAAACGCGGCACGUCACCAGAAGCACCAGGCAUCCCUCGAGUGAGGUCCACCAUCGUGUCACGAGGCGCCCCUUCCGGGAGAUCCACACAGCUUGUAGUUUCUGGUGUCGAGUGGCAAGGGAACUGACACAGAGACAUGUUCCUCAGGGGCAGCACUUUCUUAGACAGAUAGAGAAUGCGAGAGAGCGCCAGGAUUGACAUGACCAAGGCGACCAAAAACAAGCAAAAGCGUCUUAGACGAGUCAUUUCUUUCCUGCCGUCCGUGUUGCCUCCGUUUACGAGACCUGUAGAGAAGGCUUUCCGUUGCCUGCAGAUGUGAGGGAUGCACUUCUCACCGUGGGAGGUGAAUCAAGUGUCCCUUUCCAGUGGUCCGCAACUACACCAAGUGUCCCCUUCCAGGCUUGAUCCCCU